Messenger RNA from Hirundo rustica (Barn swallow), 1050 nucleotides. It is a transcript of the gene IMP4, whose product is annotated as IMP U3 small nucleolar ribonucleoprotein 4. The transcript has 9 exons. The coding region runs from base 29 to 901 and encodes 290 amino acids. Gene Ontology annotation, cellular component: small-subunit processome; Mpp10 complex; nucleolus. Gene Ontology annotation, molecular function: snoRNA binding; rRNA primary transcript binding. The record is from RefSeq and is a predicted model, not a curated record. Lineage: Eukaryota; Metazoa; Chordata; Aves; Passeriformes; Hirundinidae. Gene Ontology annotation, biological process: rRNA processing.
GUGAGGAGCAGCGCGGAGCGGAGCGGCCAUGCUGCGGCGCCAGGCCCGGGAGCGCCGGGAGUACCUGCAGCGCCGGGCGAGGGAGCAGCAGCAGCAGCGGCAGCGGGAGCGCAGGGAGAGCCUGCGGCGGGCGCUCGACGAGAAUCGGCUGCUGCCCACGGAGCUGCGGCACGAGGCGUUGGCCCUGCAGAAGGAGCUCGAGUUCGACUUCGAGGCACCGGGGGGGACAGGUGACAGCCAGGAUGACGAGUACAGGUGGGCAGGGCUGGAGCCCCCCAAGGUGAUGGUGACGACUUCCCGUGACCCCAGCGCCCGCCUGCGGCUCUUUGCCAAGGAGCUGUGCCUGCUGCUGCCGGGCGCUCGCCGGAUGAACCGGGGCCGCGCCGAGCUGGGCGCUCUGGUGGGCGCCUGCCGGGCCGCGGGCGUCACCGACCUGCUGGUGCUGCACGAGACGCGCGGGCGGCCCGACGGGCUGACCGUGUCCCACCUGCCCCACGGCCCCACGGCCCAUUUCACCCUGAGCGGGGCCGUGCUGCGCCAGGAGGUCGGGGGGCUCGGGGGGGCCCCGCUGGCCGCCCCCCACCUGCUGCUGCUGCGCCUGGACUCCACCCUGGGAAAAAGGGUGGGGAGCAUCCUGAAGCACCUGUUCCCCGUUCCCCGCCCCGACAGCCGCCGCGUGGUGACCUUCGCCAACGAGGAUGACGUCAUCUUAGUGCGGAACCACGUGUACCGGCGCCGGGGGCGGACGGUGGAGCUGGAGGAGGUGGGACCCCGGUUCCAGCUGAGGCCCUAUCUGAUCCGCCUGGGGACCCUGGAGCAGGGGGACGCCGCCGACGUGGAGUGGCGCUGGCACCCGUACACGGCCACGGCCCCCAAGCGCCGCCUGCUCAGCGCCACCUGAGCCCCCCCAGGACCCCCCCAGCACCUGGAGAACCCCCCCAGGUGUGACCCACCUGGAGACCUGAGACCCCCUCGGCAGCUGCACCCCCCCCGCGGCGCGCCUGGGUCUCUCAGAAUCGUUUUUUUAUUUGUUAUAAUAAAUGUUUUUUU